Molecule: messenger RNA, 501 nt
Organism: Racocetra fulgida
Lineage: Eukaryota; Fungi; Glomeromycota; Glomeromycetes; Diversisporales; Gigasporaceae
Source: the annotation of a GenBank genome assembly
AUGGCCAAAGGUCUCACAGCUGCCAGAUUACAAAGGUGCAUCGGCGGAGCAUUUGGAAAUCCAGCAGACCUUGUAAUGGUUCGCAUGCAAAAUGAUGCAAAGUUACCAUUAGAAUUGCAACGUAACUAUAAGAAUGCGUUUGAUGGUCUUUAUCAAAUAAUCAAAGCGGAAGGAUUAAAAGGCCUUACUCGAGGUAUCGGACCAAACAUGAACCGAGCCAUCUUUAUGAAUUCAUCACAAAUAGCAUCGUAUGAGCAAAUUAAACAGUUGUUAUUGGAGACUAAAUUAUUUGGUGAUAAUAUGCAAAGUUUUGUGACCGUGUUUACUUCGACGAUUACUAAUGAAGGACCUCAAGCACUGUUCAAAGGUUGGGUACCAGCUUUUGUGCGGUUGACGCCACAUACAGUAGUGACAUUUAUGGUUUUAGAACAGAUAAAAAAGUUUUAUGAUAGGCGAAUUGAAUUAAGAAUAAAAGCUACUCAUGAUUGGAAAUAUCAUUAA